Molecule: messenger RNA, 2805 nt
Organism: Mus pahari (shrew mouse)
Lineage: Eukaryota; Metazoa; Chordata; Mammalia; Rodentia; Muridae
Gene: Epn3
Product: epsin 3
Exons: 9
Coding region: 442-2265 (607 amino acids)
Biological process (GO): endocytosis
Cellular component (GO): clathrin vesicle coat; endosome; plasma membrane
Molecular function (GO): clathrin binding; phospholipid binding
Source: RefSeq, a predicted model, not a curated record
CCUGUGUCCUGUUACUGCUGAGGCAGACCUGCCUGGCCAGCUGAACAACUUUCCUCCCGAGAGUGCUGGCCGGCAGAAGUCGAGGAGGCAGCCGCGAGAGGCUGAGUGGCCACCCGCUGGGGGGACCCUGCGGUCCUUCCGAGAGAGAGCUCUGUGCCUCUCGGUCCAGGGUGGGGCUCCCGCGACCAGGGUCCAUGGUGGAUGGCUCUGGGACUGCUCCUGACGCUGUGCCAUCCCCCUACAAGUCAGAGAGGGUCACUGCAGAGGCUGCGGGGGCUGGGGCGAGGGAGCCCACUCUGGAGCCCCAUGUGGAACCGAAGGACACAGCCGCCCUGCUGAAAGCAAGGCGGCCCAUCCCUUGAGACCGUGACCUCGAGACGGUGGCGCUCGGCCCUCUACCUCCGACGGGGGCGGGGGCCGCCCACCUCCAAGUCCCCGACUAUGACAACCUCUGCGCUCCGUCGCCAGGUGAAGAACAUUGUGCACAACUACUCUGAGGCCGAGAUCAAGGUGCGUGAGGCCACCAGCAAUGACCCCUGGGGCCCGCCCAGUUCGCUCAUGUCGGAGAUUGCUGACCUGACUUUCAACACGGUGGCCUUUGCCGAAGUUAUGGGUAUGGUGUGGCGGCGGCUCAAUGACAGCGGUAAGAACUGGCGACAUGUAUAUAAGGCUCUGACACUGUUGGACUACCUGCUCAAGACGGGCUCGGAGCGCGUGGCCCACCAGUGCCGCGAGAACCUCUACACCAUCCAGACGCUCAAGGACUUCCAGUAUAUUGACCGUGAUGGCAAGGACCAGGGUGUCAAUGUUCGUGAGAAGGUCAAACAGGUGAUGGCCCUUCUCAAGGACGAGGAGCGCCUGCGGCAAGAGCGAACCCAUGCUCUCAAGACCAAAGAGCGAAUGGCCCUGGAAGGCAUGGGUAUUGGCAGCGGGCAGCUAGGCUUCAGCCGCAGAUCUCGGGGCUCCCCCUCUUCUUACACGUCCGCAUCUUCGUCCCCGCGCUAUGCCUCGGACCUGGAGCAGGCACGGCCCCAGACUUCUGGAGAGGAAGAGCUGCAGCUGCAGCUGGCCUUGGCCAUGAGCCGUGAAGAGGCUGAAAAGGGGGUGAGACCCUGGAAGGGAGAUGACUCUCCAGUGGCCAACGGCGCAGAACCUGCUGGCCAGCGUCGACGGGACAGGGAGCCUGAGAGAGAAGAGAGAGAGGAGGAGAAGCUGAAAACUAGUCAGUCCUCCAUCCUGGACUUGGCUGACAUCUUCGCACCUGCCCCGGCCCUGCCUUCCACACACUGCUCUGCUGACCCAUGGGACAUCCCAGGUCUCAGGCCGAACACAGAGCCAAGUGGCUCCUCGUGGGGACCUUCUGCAGACCCCUGGUCUCCAGUUCCCUCUGGAAAUGCCCUGUCCCGAAGCCAGCCUUGGGAUUUGCUUCCUACUCUUUCUUCCUCUGAGCCCUGGGGCAGGACCCCAGUGCUGUCUUCUGGACCCCCCAUCGCAGACCCCUGGGCACCAAGCUCCCCUACCCGCAAACUCCCCAGUACUGGAGCAGACCCUUGGGGGGCCUCCAUGGAGACCUCUGACACCUCUGCUCUAGGUGGUGCCUUGCCCUUCGACCCAUUUGCCAAACCUCUAGAAUCCACAGAACCCAAGGAGAGCCAGGACAGUGCCCAGGCCCUGCCCAUGGGGAAGUCCCCCAGCCCUGUGGAGCUAGACCCAUUUGGAGACCCCAGCCCCAGUUGCAAGCAAAAUGGCAUGAAGGAACCUGAAGCCCUUGACCUGGGUGUGCUAGGAGAGGCACUGACGCAGCAGCCAGGAAAGGAAGCACGCCCCUGCCGGACUCCGGAGUCCUUCCUGGGCCCCUCUGCCUCUUCUUUGGUCAACUUGGACUCACUAGUCAAGGCACCCCUGGCUGCAAGGACCCGGAAUCCCUUCCUGACAGGUUUGGGUGCUCCGUCCCCAACCAACCCGUUUGGCGCGGGCGAUCAGGGCAGGCCGACUCUGAACCAGAUGCGUACCGGCUCUCCUGCGCUGGGCCUGCCGCCCGGGGGACCGGUCGGGGCGCCCAUGGGCUCUAUGACCUACAGCGCCUCUCUGCCCCUCCCGCUCAGCAGCGUGCCGGUCGGCGCGACCCUCCCCGCUUCAGUCAGCGUCUUCCCGCAAGCGGGAGCCUUCGCUCCGCCGCCGGCGAGCUUGCCUCAGCCACUGCUGCCCACGUCUGGCCCGAUGGGGCCGCUGCCCCCGCAGGCUGGCACUAAUCCCUUCCUCUGAGACGCUUUAGCGCCUGCGCUCGAGGCCCCACCUCCUCGAGGGCGGAUCGUGCAGGUUGAGCACUGAUCUGUGGACCCCUGACAUAUCCUGAAACCCAGCUAGGGACUGACCGCGUCUUGGGGACGAAGACUACACCCGCCUAAUAAAGACUGGAAUCUUCAGCUCUUACCAAGUGGACUUUUUGAGGGGUGUGGCAGCUGGAUCAGAACCCCCGCACCCAUUACCUGCCCAGGCAGAAACUCCUUGACAAUCUGAAUUCCCUCAUAGCCUUCUCAACCCCCACUUCCCUUUCCUCUCGGCCUGGUGCCCCCCCCCCUUUCAAGCUCUCAAUCAUUCAGGCAUUCGUCCAUCACACACUCCUAAAGUAAGGGGUGACAGCAUUUGCUCGUUCUUUAAUGCGCUAUGUGCCUUAGGCAGAGAAUUUCACCUAAUCGUAUUCAAGGAGCCUCGGCGUUACUUCAGAGUUUGUAAAGCCCUACCUAAGCUGGAUAUGCAGUGCUCUCUGUCCAAAACUGGGUUAAGAAUUUCAAAACAGAGUUG